AUGAAAUUUACUCAGUCCUUAGUCUCCUUAGCCUUGGCAACCGUUGCUGUUGCCUCUCCUACCGCCAUCGUCGAUAAGAGAGCUACAACAAAAUGUGGGCAAUGGGAUACUUUCCAAACCGGAACUUAUACUAUCUACCAAAACCUCUGGAACAUUACUGGUUUCACCGGUUCUCAAUGCACAACUCUCACUUCAGACACAAGUAAUACUCUUGUCUGGUCCACUGCCUGGUCGUGGGCAGGAGGAUCUUCUCAAGUCAAGUCCUAUGCAAACGUAGGACUUACUAUGUCACCUAAGGAGGUCUCUACCAUUAAAAAGAUCCCAACUACCUGGAAAUGGAGCUACACUGGUUCCAAUCUCGUUGCUGAUGUAUCCUAUGAUCUAUUCUCUUCGGCUAAAGGAACUGGCGCUGCGGACUUCGAGAUUAUGAUCUGGGUCGCUGCCCUUGGUGGUGCAGGACCAAUCUCAGCAACCGGAAAACCUGUUGCAACUGUAACCAUCGCCGGAGUGUCAUGGAAACUCUACACCGGACUCAAUGGCUCAACUACAGUGCAUUCUUUCGUCGCAGCCAGCUCAGUUACCAAUUUCUCUGGUGAUUUGAAGGAAUUCCUUACAUACUUGGUCACAUACCAAAAGUACCCAGCCACCCAAUUACUUACAACAAUCCAAGCUGGUACCGAACCAUUCACCGGUUCCAAAGCUGUCUUCAGCACCUCCGCCUACAGCGUCUCCUUGAGUUAA
Molecule: messenger RNA, 741 nt
Organism: Sclerotinia sclerotiorum 1980 UF-70
Lineage: Eukaryota; Fungi; Ascomycota; Leotiomycetes; Helotiales; Sclerotiniaceae
Exons: 4
Coding region: 1-741 (246 amino acids)
Biological process (GO): polysaccharide catabolic process
Molecular function (GO): cellulase activity
Source: RefSeq, a predicted model, not a curated record